Vitis riparia (riverbank grape) is the source of this 2476-nucleotide messenger RNA. RefSeq lists its product as uncharacterized. NCBI's taxonomy places the organism in Eukaryota, Viridiplantae, Streptophyta, Magnoliopsida, Vitales, Vitaceae. The record is from RefSeq and is a predicted model, not a curated record. Gene Ontology annotation, cellular component: cytosol; cell periphery. The transcript is spliced from 12 exons. Gene Ontology annotation, molecular function: K48-linked deubiquitinase activity; cysteine-type carboxypeptidase activity; cysteine-type deubiquitinase activity. Gene Ontology annotation, biological process: protein K48-linked deubiquitination. The coding region runs from base 91 to 2259 and encodes 722 amino acids.
GGAAAAAAGAGAAAGGGUGGAAAAUUUCUCAUCAUCUCCGAACUCUGGACCUUCUCUCUCUACAAAUCUCUAUCUUUCCAGUCCUCAUCAAUGGCAUCCGAAGAGCAACAGCAGCCGCAGACAAGAGAGGAACCAGCCGAUGAAUGCCUGCAUAAGACCAAGGUGGUCCAGUUUCUCGGGCGCACCACGCCCAUCAUUCUUCAGAACGAAAAUGGCCCUUGCCCUCUUCUCGCUAUCUGUAAUGUUCUUCUGUUAAAAAACAACUUGAACUUGAGUCCAGACAUUGCUGAAGUCUCACAACAGAAAUUGCUUUCUCUGGUGGCGGAACGGUUAAUCGAUUCAAACAGUAAUAUCAAUAAUAAAGAUGCAGGGUAUGUUGAAAAUCAACAGCAGAACAUUUCAGAUGCAAUUGAUCUGCUCCCAUGUCUUGCAACUGGAAUUGAUGUGAAUAUAAAAUUUAGAAGAAUUGAUGACUUCGAGUUCACUCGAGAAUGUGCAAUCUUUGACCUUCUGGACAUUCCACUGUAUCAUGGUUGGAUAGUUGAUCCCCAGGAUUCUGAAACUGCUAAUGCAAUUGGGUCAAAGUCCUAUAAUGCUCUCAUGGGGGAGCUUGUUGCCCUGGAUUCAAGAAAUAUGGAGGGUGAGCCUAAGAGUACUCCUGAAGAAGACUGUAUCGAUUUUGCUGCUGCUACAACUGCCACUCUAGGAGUUCCUUCUCCAUCCCUUUCAAGAGCUAGAUCUUUUGAGGAUUCUCCACAUUCUAUCUCUGAUAACCAGACAGUAAGAAAAGGAGACCUUGAAGAAGAAGCGGAGCUGUCGAGAAUCUUGAAACUGUCUGAGGCUGAAUUGUCAACUACAGUGGAUGAUUCUCUUAUAGUUAAUGCUAUUGGAGGGAUUUCUAUCCAUUCAGAUUCUGUUGUAGUUAAUACUAAUGGAGAGAUAUCUGUCAGUUCAGGUGCAAGUUCAUACCCCAAUAAGUGUAUGCCUGUACCACUUGUGGAGACACUAGAGGUGCACACUGGUGGUACAGACCAAAAUUUUCAUCAACAAGAAGCAGCCAUAUCAGAUGACUACAAUGCCUUAAGCAGGGAUAAGAAUAAUCUGCCAUCUUCCCAAACCACUCCUGCAGAAGGGGUUUGUUCAUUGUCAAAUACUGAUGGGGGAAGUCACAUCAAUCAGCCAACUUCUGAAGAAUCUAGAAUGCAUUUUCCAAGUGAUGAUGUGGUUGAUAAGACUAAUGGUGAAAACUUGGUCCAGAAUGAAAAUGUACCUUCCCCUUCUACCAGGAGAGAUCCUAUAUCUGCAGAUGAGAGCAGUGUGGAUAUUUUAGGAGGGGAUGAAAAAAUUCAGAAACAGUUCACUUCUACAGCCAAUGUUCAUGUGCAAACUGAUAAUCAAAGUGCUUGUGGCACAACAGAAGCUUCUGGUUUAUCUACUACUAACACAGAUUUGUCUUGUGGUAGAAGACCGAAUGUGGUUGUGUCAGCAGGUUUUAUGCCGAGUGUUGAUGAUGGUGAACCCAUAUAUGAAGGAGAGGAGUGCAUAUUGGAUUCAAAUACAACAAUUUAUGAAGACCGAGAGCCCAUGUAUGAAGGUGAGGUGGUUCUAGCGGAACAAGCCGACAAAGACACUGUGGAUUCUUGUAAUAUAGGUUUCAAGGAUGAACUCACUCCACAACAAGGGGAACUGGUCAGGAACUUUUUGAAGAACAAUGCUAAUCAAUUGACCGUUUAUGGCCUCUUUUGCUUACGAGAUAACUUGAAAGAACGCGAGCUUUGUGUUUUUUUCCGUAAUAAUCACUUCAGCACCAUGUUUAAGCUUGAUGGUGACCUGUAUCUUUUGGCUACAGACCAAGGUUACAUAAAUCAGCCUGAUUUGGUAUGGGAAAAACUAAAUGAGGUUAAUGGGGACACUGUGUUUAUGACCAGUAACUUUAAGGAGUUCAAGGUGGAAAGUCACAGCAGUGGCACUUGGGAUGAACAAAAUGCUAUGGCCAGUACUGCAGACUAUUUGGCUAGCAUUGAUAAUUCGGCACAAGGGGGCUUGGAUUUGAAUUCUGAUCUGCAACUGGCAAUAGCUCUGCAACAGCAGGAGUUUGAGCAACAGCCACAACGUCAGAAUACGAAUACGCAGCAACCAUCUAGUAGUGGAAAUUCAAGGCUGAUCACUGGUCCUCAGGCGCCAAGAACCAGUGGCAGAAACUCCUCAUCUGCAAGGCAUGAUGCAAAAUCUUCAAAAGAAAAGUGUAUUGUGAUGUGACGUCCGCAUGCCAAGGAGUUGGAAAUUUGUACUGUAAAUGGUGUGAAUGUCUCUUGCCUCUCCAUUGCAUCCCUAGACAACAAUUUAACCCUUGGGUUUUUUUUCUUUUUCUUUGUUAACCUCAUGUGAUUUCUGAUCUUGUUUGUAAAUAAAGAAAAAUAUAUAGUCCCACAUUGGAUAGGCCCUGCAAUCCUAUGAUGCCCUUUUUCUUUUCUUC